This is a messenger RNA of Leguminivora glycinivorella, 681 nucleotides long. RefSeq lists its product as uncharacterized. NCBI's taxonomy places the organism in Eukaryota, Metazoa, Arthropoda, Insecta, Lepidoptera, Tortricidae. The transcript is spliced from 7 exons. The record is from RefSeq and is a predicted model, not a curated record. The coding region runs from base 44 to 466 and encodes 140 amino acids.
CCGACCGCGACGAAUUCAGUCGGGACCAACUCGCGGAGCGAACAUGGCAGUCGUGUUGAAUCUCUUAUUAGCCGUAAACCUACUUCGAAUUUCAUGGGCAUGCCCGCAGCACACGCGGCGACCCUCCCGCUCGGAGCCCUACGGCGGCCUGGUGGACACGCUGAGGUCCGGGGAGAUCAGAGACAUGAUGUCGCCCGUCAUCACACUUGCUACUAUUAAAGCGAAACUCAAAGAGACGGGUAUAUUUGACCCAGACAAUACUACAUUAACCGAUAGGGAGCAAAAAGAACUUAAGAAACUUUUUGAAACAAUUGAGAUUAUGAACACUUCCCGCGUGCGUCAGCCGUCAAACGUGCAAAGUGUGUUCAGCUCGCUGCGGAUGGUCGAGCGCGUGGUCAACAAGCAGACGAGGGACGGCCAGGUCUCCAAGAGCCUUGCUGACAAAUUCCAUUGGGAAAAAUUAUAAACUCAGGAUGAAGCAAUCCUAAAAUAGAGACCAACACUCAUCAGAAAGCGACGCGAGCAGCCAAUUUACCGUCUAGAUAAAGGUGGCAGAAUGAGAAUAUUCAAUCUAAGCUCAUAAGGUCUCUCACAUCAUACUCCAUAGGUUAUAUAGACAAUGUAGGUAGGAUAUCGUAAAAUAUAGCAUAUGAUAAUAAAUUUAUUGUUUUUGAUACAUUU